AUGCAAAUGCACGUCAAUACGGCUUCAACGCCGUUUCUCCCUAUACUAAACCAGCCGGUACAACUACACUCAUCUCGCGACCCUGGAACCUGCACUCUAACCCCAGAGCAAUGUGCUUUCAAAAACAGGUACUGGGUGUUCUGGUAUGAAGCAGAUUUGGUUUACUGCCUCCCUGUAGUAUACUUUUUCGUAUCUGCCAUUGCCCUAUUCGCCAUUGGUAGAUUUGCCUCUGAUUUUGCUCCGAGUACCAUCAACAAGAGUAAGCCUUGGCGCCGUUGCAUGGCAGCGCUCCGCUACCAGUCUUACAAAACUUGGCGAGUUGGAAGCUGGAACACUCAGUCCCUUGGAGUUCUUCUCCUUGCCGCAGUCGGCGUCCUCUUCUUCUCAGUGUUGACCUUUGGCCCCAAGCCGUAUUACUGGCCAACAGACGCGCGAUAUGGAAACUCGCCUCCCAUCGCGACGAGAACUGGGUGGAUGGCCCUGGCCUGUUUGCCGUUUAUACUCGCCUUUGGGUCCAAAGCCAACUUGGUAUCCGCCUUAACCGGAAUUCCACCAGAGAAACUGAAUAUAUGGCAUAAUUGGGUUAGCUGGGCCAUGUUCGUUUUAGCCCUCAUCCACACGUUUCCCUUCGUCGUCUACCGCACCUACAGAGGCGAUGUUGCCGAAGCUUUCACAACUGGAGGGGUGUGGUUAACCGGUGUAAUUGCCAUUAUAGCGCAAGCCUGGCUUACCUUCAUGUCCAUCUCAUGGAUUCGCCACAAGUGGUACGAGUUCUUCAAGUCGACACACUACUUCUUCGCCGCCAUCUUCAUGGUCUUCUUUUUCCUUCACUGUAGCUUCCGCAUGACAUCUUGGGACUAUUUUAUUGCCGCUGGAGCCAUCUACUUUACUUGUCUCUUCUACGCCCUUGCCAAGACUUAUAUCAGACAUGGCAUCAAGCAUACCGCUCGUCUCCGGCUUGAAACUCCCCAGUCUCUACGGGUUGCAGUUGCUACAAAAUCGAGCUGGAAACCAGGACAGCAUGUUUAUCUGCGAUUCCUGACAGGCGGGUUUCACUCCAUCACGUCGCAUCCAUUCACCAUGUGCUCGGUUCCUUCCAAGAGCGGCAGCCAACAUGAGAUGGUCUUUUACCUUCAACCGCGCGGUGGUCUCACUCGACGACUUGCAAGAAUGGCCCAGAAACAAGCAGAGGUCGACGUCCGAAUCCUUCUAGAGGGCCCAUAUGGUGGAAUGCCUGCAAGAUGGUUCAAGGGGUUCGAUCACACUCUUUUGAUUGCAGGCGGAUCUGGCUCGGCAUUCACUCUCUCCCUCAUCGAAGAUUGGCUCAGUCGGCAUGAUUUAAACUCGACAGGCCAACUAAAAGUCCUCCUGGCAACCAGGGAUGCGGAGAUGCGAAUCUGGUACACUGAAGAGCUCCAGCGGAUCGCUGAACGACGAUGCGGCACUGGACUAGGCGAGGUUGCCGAUUUGAGCAUACAUUUUUACGAAACUCACAACAUUCCCGUGGUUGCUCCAGCGUCAAAUUCCCUUUCUUUAGGAGAUGAUGAAGAAAAGAGAAAGCAAGGACCGCAAAUACGCUCGAGUGCCCAUUCAGCCACGUCUCUGUUUAGCAUCAAGUUCUUUCACGGUCGUCCAGACACCGGUUCUGCGGUCAGGGAGAUGUCAUUGCAAGCGUCAGAUUGCACAGUUGGCGUGACAGUUUGCGGACCAUCUGGAAUGGUGUAUGAUGUUGCUCAUGCGGCGGCAGCGCAACAGCAACGAAUCCUUAGCGAACACGCUGGCGCGUCCGAAGUUUGGUUUCACCGGGAAUCUUUUUCAUACUAA
Messenger RNA from Pochonia chlamydosporia 170, 1824 nucleotides. RefSeq names its product ferric reductase transmembrane component. The coding region runs from base 1 to 1824 and encodes 607 amino acids. Gene Ontology annotation, molecular function: ferric-chelate reductase activity. Gene Ontology annotation, biological process: intracellular iron ion homeostasis; iron ion transport; copper ion import. The transcript has 4 exons. The record is from RefSeq and is a predicted model, not a curated record. NCBI's taxonomy places the organism in Eukaryota, Fungi, Ascomycota, Sordariomycetes, Hypocreales, Clavicipitaceae. Gene Ontology annotation, cellular component: plasma membrane.